UUCUUUCUUGAAAUCAAAAGGACAAGUCAGUUCGCCCCUCCUUCCUCAUUCCAAGUAGCAGAGCCACAGAUCAGAUCCUCUCUCUCCCAUGGCUUUACUCACACGCACCAUCUGCUUCUACAUACUCACCAUUGCUUCGUUUAUCUCCUCCAACGCUAAGGCUGAUGGUACUGCCUCUGUCUUCUUCAUCGAUAGCUCCACUCAUCAUUUUCUUCGUAACCCUUCGUCAAACGAUGUCGUCAAGCCCGACUCAAUGUUGCUCUCAGAAGUCAGUGCAGCCGUGUCAGUUUUGCUUGGAUUUGCACCAUCUUCCGCCCUCUCAGCUGUUGGUUCAGCUAAGUUGAAUGAGGUUCUCGUGCCUAAUCCAUUCAAUAGGCCUCGUGCUGUUGUUGCGCUUGAAGUUGGAGGAAUUGAUGAUCAUGCUCUUGUAGUCAAAGACAAUGCCAUGUUCAGCAGUGCCUACAGUUCCAAGAUUGACCUUGGCUCAAGCAAAGCUGACAUCGAGCUUCCAGAUGAAGGUGAAGUUUCUGUGUUUUCUUUGGAUGAACAAUCGACAGAUUAUACUGACAAGGAGAUUGGAGAUUUUGCAGCUUGGAUGAGUGGUUCAUAUGUUGUUGAUACAUUAGAACCACUAAAUGGAGAGUUGAGCAUCCCUUUGGCCAAUGGCGACAACUUGAAGCUUCAUAUGUCAAAGGAAUCAGAUAGGAUAUUCACAACUAGCCUUCUGUCUCUCAUCCGCAACUUUAAAAGGGCAACAGAAAUGCAUCAAGAUUUGUCACACAACAUCCAUAGCCCAGCUGAGUUAUUAACAGGCCGUUUUGAUGGAAUCAAGGUUUUGCAAGAGCAGUAUGGAACUGAUGGAGCAGCUCAACAUGGAGUGGAGCUACUACUUGCUACACUGUCCAAGAUAUUUGAUUCACUUGAAAAUGCCUACAAAGGUCAAAUUGUUGGAGCUAUCCUUUUCAAUGGAGUUGCACCUGUGGAGUCGGGAAAGAUGUUGAAUGUGAUGUAUACUAGUCGAUCAUAUGCUCGUUUGUUGGCUGAAAAAGAAGGCCUGAAUAAUACAAAAAUUGUGCAAGUGUUAUUGGUUAGGCGUACACUUGCUUGGAUCACAGGAAUUAUUCUUAUCAUUUCAACUCUUUUGGGGGUGUGCUUCCUUCUGAAUAUGCCAGUCACCAGGGAUACAUUACUCUACUCUAAUGUCAAGCUGGACUGAGCAUGGCAGGCAGCUACUUGAUCAAUGUUUCAGGCCCAGGUUUUUCAAGCCCCUAUCAGAUGCUCGCUCGUUUACGCAUGGUUGGCAUAAAUUGGGUAUUUACCUUUACCUUUAUGGAAAAGUUGAUUGUUCGAUACAGGGUUGUUUUUUGUAAAGCAUGGUUUAGGUACUAAGUGUAUGAGCAAGAAGAUUCAUGGCAUGUUCAGUCAAUUAUUAUCUGGAUUAGAGGGUUGUAGAGGAGAUUCUCUGAUAUAUGUAUUUGGUGUAUUAAAUUCCAUCUUCCAAGUUUUGAAUAAGGCAAAUAAUUCAAUCCUUUCUUCAUCAUCAA
Messenger RNA from Malus domestica (apple), 1544 nucleotides. RefSeq lists its product as uncharacterized. Gene Ontology annotation, cellular component: endomembrane system. NCBI's taxonomy places the organism in Eukaryota, Viridiplantae, Streptophyta, Magnoliopsida, Rosales, Rosaceae. The record is from RefSeq and is a predicted model, not a curated record.